Molecule: messenger RNA, 688 nt
Organism: Eruca vesicaria subsp. sativa (arugula)
Lineage: Eukaryota; Viridiplantae; Streptophyta; Magnoliopsida; Brassicales; Brassicaceae
Source: the annotation of a GenBank genome assembly
AUGGAUUGGUUCUCAUGGCUAUCGAGAACAAAUCUCGAAGAUUCGCUCACAUACGAGUACGGUCUGUCCUUCUCACACAACGAGCUAGAAUACGAAGACAUUGCUUACUUUAACCACGAAUUUCUCAAGAGCAUGGGUAUCUCCAUCGCCAAACAUCGCCUCGAGAUCCUCAAGCUCGCUCGCCGACAUAGUAAACCGUCUCGUUCCAUUUCCAGACUACUCCUGAACGCCAUUAGGAAAACCGGGGACUAUGUUCGUGCGUCCUGGAUCAUGAGACGUGAGGAAUCAUCGUCUCAGGCUCUCGGAAGAUGGUCGAAGAGGAACAAGAGCAACGGAGAUGGUAGCUGUGCAAGUAGCAAGGAAGAGAGACUUCUGCUGAUGAAUGGGACUCCAUGUAGGCUCGAUAGCUUCUCUAGUUCCACGGGUUUCGAUCAUUACCGUUUGCAUGAUGAUGUUUGUUGUGGGAAAAUUUUACAAGAGGAGGUUAUUAUAAAGUGGGAUUCAAUGUUCCAGAAUCUGAAACCUACUUGAAAUAAUCAGAUAAAAUUAAUAGUGGGUUUUAGGGUUCGAACUUUCUUGUCUGUCAAGUGUGUGUGUGUUUCUUCUAUGUUUGGUCGGAGUAAUUAGAUUUGGUAGACAAUGUAAUAACAGAGGAGUUAGUUCUGUGUUCAUGGUUACCAAAAGUUUA